CCCUAGGCUCGGUGGGAAGUUGAGUCUCUUCACCGCAUCUCCCAUUUUCCACAGGUUUCGCGAGAUUUACAUAGGCGGGCUGGUGUGUGGCAGCGUUUCUCUGCCAGACGAACUGAACAAUACUGAUAUGAAAUCUGCGUAAAGUAGCCUUUGACUUUCUGGAGGCAUGUCCAAGAAAAGGGGCAGAAAGCGGAGCAGUGGGGAGCUGAGCGACACGUUGAGCCCGGAUCCCAACAGCAUCCUGGGUGUCCGUAUUCAGCAUAACUGGCGUGAGAAGGGGAACCAGAGCAAAUGGAAGGGAACGGUGCUCGACAGGCUCAGCGUGAACCCUUCUCUCUUCAUGGUGAAGUAUGACGGCUUUGACUGCGUCUAUGGCAUCGAGCUGUUUAAGGACGACAGAGUGUCGAACCUGCAGGUCUUGUCAGAAAAUGUUGUAAACAACAAGAUCAAGAUGCCUCCAGGGGCGGAGGAGCUGGUGGGCAAAGCUGUGGAGCAUCUGUUUGAAAAGGAAGAUGGAGAAAAGAACGAGUGGAGGGGCAUGGUCCUUUCCAGAGCUCCCAUUAUGACCAACUGGUAUUAUAUCACUUAUGAAAAGGACCCCGUACUUUAUAUGUACCAGCUGUGGGAUGACUAUGCUGACGGAGACCUCAGGAUUCUGCCUGAAGCAGAAAACAAGCACCUGUUGCCAGCAGACAGGAAGCCAGGAGAGGAGACGGAGAGCCUGGUGGGGAAACAGGUGGAGUAUGUUACUGACAAGGGUGUGAAGAGAACAGGCCUGGUCAUCUACCAGGUCCCAGCCAAGCCCUCUGUCUACUAUAUCAAAUACGAUGAUGACUUUCAUAUCCAUGUCUAUGACUUGGUGAAAACCACCUAGAGAUAGUGGACACUUUAUCUCACUCUCUCCAGCCUCCCGCCAUCUGCUUCUGUUCCACUCAUCGUUAUAACCCGUUAUCCAAAGCCAUGGCAGGGUCGAAUAGUUAAUAUGCUUUUUAUUGUUCAGAAGAAAGUGCAAUCUGUUUUUCAUAUGCACAGCAGAACUGUAGCACUGCUAUGCUUGGCUAUUUCGAGGAGGUGGAGUCGACUUGUUUUAUUGUUGCUGCUCUACUUUAUUCUUUAAGUUUGGACAGUCCAAAAAAUUGCACUGCCCAACAGCUGCGAAGUGCAGUUGUUACUGCAUUUGUAUUGUUGUACUUGACACAUUCGCUGAUUUGUCCUUAAAGUGAUGAUCUUAAUUAAAACCCGGUGUGACUAAAAAAGCUGCUUAAAAUAUUCUUUUGAAGACACUGAUGAUCUACACAUUAUGUUUGGGAUAGAAAGCUUCCAUUGAGGCAGAUAAAUUAUUGUAUUUAUCAAACUGUAUUAUCAAAUUUUAGCAUUAGUACUGGAAGGAAUGUAUGAAAGCAGGAUUGUAGAAUCACCUGAAAGGGGCCCUGAUAUUUACAAAAGCCUUUUAGAUGAAUUAUGCUCAUGUGGAAAUAUACUCCUGCACCUUUGCACCAUAUUUAGCAUCAUAUCAGAUCCUUUGCACUGGUGAUGAGGACGCAGUUUGCUAAAUUCUCAUUUAAAUUCGAUCCCACACAAAUCAUAAAGUGCCUUCCGGCUUGUCAUUUUGCAAUAUUGUACAUACUAUAUCUCCGACUAUUUACGCUCUUAUUGAAUCAUUGCGUGUAAUGGCUGCUCUUUGGUUUUCAUUUGGAAGUGGUGACACUGACAGCUUGAGGAAAGUCUCGCAGCCAUCGGUUUAUAUUAGUGCUGUUUUGCUCUUAAUGCAGUAUGAAAAUGUUCUACAAAUAUUACACACAUCAUCGGUUGUAAAAGCUCACUGUUGAUCUUGUGGGGAGCACUUUAUUGUAUAAAGUUUACAUGUUUAGGUUAUGCUACGCUAUAUAGUUUCCCCCAAACUGCUUUUUCCUUAAGAGAAAAUGUGGCAGAAUAAAUGCUUUAUAUCUUACGCAUGAAGAAAAAAAAUAAAAAAAAAACUUGUUGCAAUACACACAGAUGACAGUAUUUAAUAUGUACAACUUGUGUAAAAUGCCUUGUAAUGUUGCCUCUUGUGGUUACUCUCAUUUAUACAGAUAUUUCAUCAGAACACCACCAGCUUUUAGUGAAAGGGUUGUUUAUUUACAUUAAUUAUAAACUGAAUAUUUAACAGGUAUAACCAACUGACAAGCCAGUUUGUUGACAGUUACUAACUCUGGUUCUAGUCUUUAUAACUUUGUCUUGCAAACAUGUAUGCUUGCAGUAUGCAUUUCAUCCCAACUCUGUUAGUAGCUGCUGAACUGAUCUUGGCCCUCUCAGUCCUCUCAAGUCACUCAGUGUAUCCCUUAGCAAACUAGUCAAUCAGUAGGUAUACUGUUACUGUUAUUUUUAGCUGUCAAACUCAGCAUGCAUAAUCUGAACAGAGUGUCUGGAAGUAUUCAAACUUUAUUUCAACAGUAGAGAAGUGACAGUGUGUGGCAGAAGCGGCUCCGUUUGUUUGACCUACUUAAAAAAAGAAAAAAAAGAGGUUGACACUGUGCAUCACCGCUGCUGGUGCUGUGUGGUGUUUCUGUGUUGUGUAGAGUGGAGUUAUAAAUGAC
This is a messenger RNA of Epinephelus lanceolatus (giant grouper), 2579 nucleotides long. RefSeq names its product spindlin-1-like. Lineage: Eukaryota; Metazoa; Chordata; Actinopteri; Perciformes; Serranidae. Gene Ontology annotation, biological process: gamete generation. The record is from RefSeq and is a predicted model, not a curated record.